UAUUUGCGGUAGUGACAAGACGUGUAUUGUGCGUUGCGUUGUUUUUUUUAAAUUUUUAUAUUAAAUUCAUAUCCAUUUGCAAUUGCAGUGAAUUGAAAACAAUAAUAAACUUUUUUUUAUCAAACUAAAUAAAUAUUGCGUAAAAAUUUUAAAAUUUAACAAAUUAUAAAAAAGAGCCAAAUAUUAAAACAAUUCAAUGAAGCUUUAGACCUAAAAAAAAUUUAGUAGUUGACUAAAGCUUCUAUACAAUAUAUAAAAGCUAGUGAACCAUUAUAUUAUUUGACAAUAACAUUAAAUUAAAAAUAUGUGCACAAGUUUUCUUAUUAUAUUAAAAAGAUUUUAAAAAAGGAUUUUGUAAAGAAAUAAAUUAUUAGACAUCAAUUUGGAAAGAUUAUUAGGAACAGACAAUUUUACGCCUACAGGACAUCGUAAAUUAUAGUGUUUCACUAAGAAAUCUUUUAUACUAAUUUAAACCAACAAAAAUCCAACAAAGAAAACUAAAUAAAAGUGUAAUUUAGUUUUUAUUUUAUUUUUUUUAUCAAAAACUAUACAAAUUCGUUGAAAAAAUGGAAGCUGAAAGUUUUUCAACUAAGGAAAUCCAAGAAGAUUUUGAUCAGGAUAUUAAUGGACAUUCUGAUGUUUCUUCUCCAUCCACGUCCAGUGAUGGAAUUAAAAAACCAUUACCAGUUGAAGGUAAUGAAAGAUUAAAAAAGAAAGCAAAACGUUUCGCCCGACAAAAUAGUCGGGAUGGUUUACCAAAUACGGCUAAUGGACAUGCUGCAGGCCAACAAGGCUUAAAUUAUAUUGCACCACAGAGACGUUGGAAAAACAGUCGACGUUCUCGAAACGGUUAUGGACGAGGUUUACCAAAAAAAGGUGGUGCUGGUGGUAAAGGUGUAUGGGGUUUACCAGGAUCUGAACUUUUAUUAGAAGCUGAUUGUGAAGAUCAAAAUGACCCAAAUUACGAUAGUGAGUGCAAUGAUAAAAAUAUUGAACUACGAGAAGUUAUACCUGAAGUAACCCCUGAAGAAUUUUUCAAACAAACUGAACCUAUUAUAUUGGAAUAUUAUGAACAUGGUGAUACCCAUGAAGUUGCUAUUAGUUUAGAUGAAAUUUUAACUGGGCAAUUAAGACCAUAUGUAACAAGUGUUGCAGUUGAAAUAUCAUUGGAUCAUAAAGAUUCCCAAAGAGAAAUGACGUCAUUAUUAAUUUCAGAUCUUUACGGUCGUGUGAUAACUGGUAAAGAUAUCGUAAAGGGUUUUGAGAUUUUAUUGGAAAAUUUACCAGAUUUAACCUUAGAUACUCCAGAAGCACCAACUAUGUUGGGCAAUUUCUUAGCGCGUGCUGUAGCAGAUGACUGUAUUCCUCCAAAAUUUGUCACGAAACCUGAUGAUAUAGAAAUUUUAAAUGAGCAUGCUCUUAUUGCUAUAAAAAGGGCAGAUACAUUAUUAUCUAUGAAACAAGGUUGGGCACAUUUGGACAACGUAUGGGGAAUGGGUGGUCCUUUGAGACCAGUCAAAUUUAUUACGAGACAAAUGACACUAUUAUUAAAAGAGUACUUAUCAUCACGAGAUAUUCAAGAAGCACAAAGAUGCUUAAGAGCAUUAGAAGUACCGCAUUUUCACCAUGAAUUGGUUUAUGAGACUGUCGUUAUGACUUUGGAAUCUAUAAGUCAUACAACGGAGGAAUCUAUGUGCGAUCUUCUGAAAUCUAUGGAUCAAGUAUGUUUGAUUUCCCCUGAUAUGAUGGAACAAGGAUUUCAGAGAGUAUUUGAUGAUAUGGCUGAUAUAGUUUUGGAUGUUCCUCUUGCUUAUAUUAUAUUGGAUAGAUUUGUUGAACGCUGUUCUAGAGCUGGAUUUUUAUCUGAUAAAGUUAUUAAAAACAUGCCCACUAGGGGACGUAAACGAUUUGUAUCUGAAGGAGAUGGAGGCCAUAUUAAACCACAAACUAUUCCAUUGCAUUAAAAUUACUAACGAUGAUGAUGAUCUCAAAAUGAUAUCGCAAAAAAAUUUCUUCAAUAUAAUUACAUAAUAUUAAUUCUUGAUUGUUGUAAAAACAACUUAAAAAACGGAAAAA
Messenger RNA from Condylostylus longicornis, 2076 nucleotides. It is a transcript of the gene Pdcd4, whose product is annotated as programmed cell death protein 4. The record is from RefSeq and is a predicted model, not a curated record. Gene Ontology annotation, cellular component: cytosol; nucleus. The transcript is spliced from 6 exons. The coding region runs from base 567 to 1964 and encodes 465 amino acids. Lineage: Eukaryota; Metazoa; Arthropoda; Insecta; Diptera; Dolichopodidae. Gene Ontology annotation, biological process: negative regulation of DNA-templated transcription.